This is a messenger RNA of Anarrhichthys ocellatus (wolf-eel), 2493 nucleotides long. It is a transcript of the gene thumpd3, whose product is annotated as THUMP domain containing 3. Bases 485 to 2092 code for a protein of 535 amino acids. Gene Ontology annotation, molecular function: tRNA (guanine) methyltransferase activity; RNA binding. The record is from RefSeq and is a predicted model, not a curated record. Lineage: Eukaryota; Metazoa; Chordata; Actinopteri; Perciformes; Anarhichadidae. The transcript is spliced from 9 exons. Gene Ontology annotation, biological process: tRNA methylation.
UUGCAAGUUUAAUAUAAUUAACUCUUAUAUUAUUAUCAUCUUCUGCUACAGUUCAACCGGGGGGGGGUAAUCACAUAAACACGUGCCGUGAUGCUUAAAAGAAAAGCCGUAUCUGUGGCUAACGUUAGCUUGUUUUUUAGUCGUAACAACUUUUUAGCACCCAAAGCUAACCUUAGCCAGCUAAGUUAACCCGGUAACAUUGCUUCUCCAGCAAUAACGUUACAGGUUUAUCCACUCUGUUUAAUUCAACCGUAUUCUAUGCUAACGUAUGACUUCUACUAGUACACAAUAUGUCUUUAUAACAUGUUGCUCUCUUGCAAAUGACUCAUGUCUGCAAAAUAUGCAGUAUUAACAGUUUGAAUACCCCCUCCCCUCUAUUCCCCUCCAAGGGUUACAUGUGAGCCUCUGAGCUUGGCACCAGCUGGGUUACAUAUCCUCAGGUUAUACCUCUGAGUCUUGGUGAGGUGCAUUCCACAAAUACAGCAUGUCCUCCCAGGAAGGUGGGGCUGCAGAGCCAGGCCCUGACACAGUGGGACCAUCUACCUCUUCCUCCACGAACAAUGAUGCUGUCACCGGGGACGUCAUCACUGUCACCAUUGGAGCAACCGUGCCUACAGGAUUUGAGCUCACUGCUGCAGAAGAGGUCAAGGAGAAAAUUGGGGUUGAUGCACAAAUCAGCAAAGAUCGUGGUCGCAUCUACUUUCCAAUAACCACUGACGAGCUUUUCCAGGUCCAUCUUCUGAAGUCUGUGGACAACCUGUUUGUUGUGGUUGAGGAAUAUCAUCUUUACCCAUUCAAAGAAUCAAAGGAGGAGACCUUGAUGGAGAUGAUGCAGCUUGCAACCACCCUCCCCUGGACUAAUGCCUUAGCGGUUUGGAAACUAAAUGGCACCCUAAAAAAGAAGAAAGGCUACCGGAAAGGAGGAAAUGGCACCAAAGUAAAAUCUAAAAGAGAGGCCACUGAUGCAACUGUGGCUGACACUGAGCAGCAAGAGCUACCUCAGGCGGCGUCUGCUGCUGAAAGCCAGACGAAGGCAGAGAGCACGACGUCUGCUGCUGAAAGCCAGACGAAGGCAGAGAGCACGGCGUCUGCUGCUGAAAGCCAGACGAAGGCAGAGAGCACGACGUCUGCUGCUGAAAGCCAGACGAAGGCAGAGAGCACGGCUGAGGCUGAGACCAGCGCACAGGACUCGGAAGAGGCAGAACCCGAGGCCAAAGUCACCAAGUUCCGUGUGACGUGCAACAGGGCUGGUGAUAAACACAGCUUUACCUCUAAUGAGGCAGCCAGAGACUUUGGUGGGGCUGUGCAAGAAUUUUUCCAGUGGAAAGCUGACAUGACAAAGUUUGACAUAGAGGUGCUACUAAACAUACACAACGACGAGGUGGUGAUCGGCAUUGCACUCACAGAGGAGAGUCUUCACAGGAGAAACAUCAGUCACUUUGGACCCACCACUCUGCGGUCCACCUUGUGUUAUGGCAUGCUCAGGCUUUGUAAACCUCAGGCAUCAGAUAUAAUACUUGAUCCAAUGUGUGGGACUGGAGCUAUACCAUUGGAGGGGGCCAUUGAAUUUAACAGUUCAUUCUACCUUGCCGGUGACAACAAUGACAUGGCAGUUAACCGCACAGUAAAUAACGUAUGUCACAUCCAGAGACGGAGGGCAGAAAAAGGCAGUGCAUCUGGAUUGCCCAUCGACACGGUGCAGUGGGAUCUUUGCAAUUUACCCAUAAGGACCGGCUCUGUCGACAUUGUCAUCACUGACAUGCCCUUUGGGAAGAGAAUGGGCUCAAGGAAGAAGAACUGGGACCUGUACCCCUCCUGUCUGAGAGAAAUGGCCCGUGUGUGCACUCCAGGCACAGGGAAGGCCGUCCUGUUGACACAGGACAAGAAGUGCUUUACCAAGGCUAUCUCGAGGAUGGGAGGACUGUGGAGGAGGCUGCACACUGUUUGGGUGAAUGUCGGGGGUUUACAUGCCGGAGUCUACCUCCUCAAGCGGACCGGGGCCGUGUUUGGCCAAACUCCGGAGGAUAUCCAUGAAUCAAGAGGGACGGUUAAUGCUCAGGGGGAUGAGAACGGCGACAAGCAGCUCUCUUAAUUCACUUCCUGCGUUUAAGUUCUGAGUUUAUAUUUGAGGCCGUGUAGGAUCAACAUUAUUUAUAUUCUCUUUAAUCACUUUUUUUUUUUUGUUCAUUCAGGUUUUCUGGUCAAGCUUGCCAAGCAGUUUUUAUGAAUCAUUUUUUAGUUUUUCUCAUUUUGGAUUAAAAUGUUUAAUUAAUGUGAUAAAUGGCUAAAUGGAAAGACAACAGAUAUGUUCAUGUUCAGCAGCAGUUGCUUAGUGUUCUCUCUCUCUCUCUCCGUUUGACUGAGGCAGUUCAUUUGUCAUAUAUUGCUGUUCAGAAACCGGCUGAAAUUGUUUCACUCCUCAGACCCGCUGCAUCCACUUUACAGGAACUGCACAUUGCCAUAUUGUUCUGAUUAAUAAAGAUUCAAACAAAA